Messenger RNA from Cannabis sativa, 1504 nucleotides. RefSeq names its product transcription factor MYB1. The transcript has 3 exons. Bases 237 to 1166 code for a protein of 309 amino acids. NCBI's taxonomy places the organism in Eukaryota, Viridiplantae, Streptophyta, Magnoliopsida, Rosales, Cannabaceae. The record is from RefSeq and is a predicted model, not a curated record.
AAAAAGUAUAUAUAUAUAUGAUAAUUUUUAUUCAAACCUAUACCCAUACGCGUAUUCAUUUCUUUUUUUCUUUUGUACUUUGCUCAAUAGAUAUAAAGAUCAAGAAAAGCAUGCAAAUAUAUAGGACUACUGUAAAGCUAGUUUAUUAUUAGCUUCAGUAUUUGCAUUUAUAUACAUAUAUAUAUAUUAUAAUACUGUCACUGUAUUAUUAUUAGUUCAUAUAUAAUAAAUACAUUAUGCCGCGGAACAAUAUUAAUAUGGUGACAGUAUUAGUAACGGACCAAAGGGAGGGCGGUUCCUCUGGUGGGAGAGCGGUCAGGAAAGGCGCAUGGACCAGAGAAGAAGAUGAUCUUCUUAGAGAUUGCGUAGACAAGUAUGGUGAAGGCAAAUGGCAUCUUGUUCCACUUAGAGCUGGCUUGAAUAGAUGUAGGAAGAGUUGUAGACUGAGGUGGUUGAAUUAUUUGAAGCCCGAUAUCAAACGAGGAGAAUUUACAGCCGAUGAAGUUGAUCUUAUUCUUAGACUUCAUAAGCUUUUAGGCAACAGAUGGUCCCUAAUCGCAGGCAGAAUACCAGGAAGGACAGCCAAUGAUGUGAAAAAUUAUUGGAACACACACUUGGGAAAGAAGGUAAUGAUGUCCUACGAUAAACUAAAUCAAAAACACUACCUCAGAAACAAAGAUGAUCAUCACAAGUUUAUCCCUAAAUCCAACAUCAUAAAACCUCGUCCUCGGACCUUCAGAAACCAAUUACCCUUGACGAAUACUACCACUGUUUCAAAAAACAAUAUUAGCUCUGCACCAGUACCACAUGUAGUAGCCUGUACACUUAGCCAGCAUGGGCCUGUUUUAGAAAUGAAUAAUAAGAACUGGGGCUGGGAGAGCUUAUUAGACAUGAUCGACAGCGAGGAUCAACAAUUUUUGAGCUCUGGUUUUGAUGAAGAAUUUAAUAAUGUUGCCCAUACCUCUGAAUUUGAACCUGUUUCUCAUCGACCUUCAGAAUCAAAAAUCAAAGACAUUAGUACUACUACUACUACUAAUAACAGUAGUAUUUUUGUCAUUGAUGGCUAUCAAAAUUGCUCAACUGACUUUACCAUGGACAUGGACCUAUGGGAUCUCGGAAUCACUGCCACAUCAGUACCAGACAGGGAAAUGCAUGAGCAACCUUAAAAUUAUUACUAUACUAAUUAUAAUAAGAAUUUCACAACAUCAAUAAAGUAUUGUUCACUAUGUCAUAGUGGUAUAAUUAUUAGCUAGAUAGAAAUAAUUCUCCUAAUAAUAAAGUUUUAAAUUUGGAUGUUUUGUCUUUAGAAAAAUAAAAAACUGGAAGUUCCUUUUGGCUUGACAUUUUGGGUUGUGUAUGAUUUAUUUUAUUUUACUUAUCUCAUUAUAUUGUCGACAGCUUAUUAUUCAUUGUGUCGACUAAUUUUGUCAUACAUAAAAGAUCCUGCCAUACUGUUGUACGUAGACUGAGCAGCGCGCGCCCACAGAUAAAUUUGACUGGGUAG